AUGUUGCAUGAUAGUAGUAUGCUCGUUAUACACUUAUUUCUUGUAUAUCUUUGUCAUUUUUCAUGGUGUUUAUACGACCGGACAAAUAUUAUUGCGGGUAUUAAAAUAGCUGCCAAUGAUGACAUUCUUGUUUCAGCAUCGAAUGCAUUUUCGAAUUUUGCAGUUGCCAUUCAUCCAUUUCGAAAUGUUACUCUUAAUGGAUCGAUACAUUGUAAUAUACGAUAUGGCACAAUCGAUCAAUUCGUUCACAGUGUUGCUGUAAUUGGCAAUGAAAAGAAUAGUUCAACUCUUGGCAUAGUCAAAUUUGUUUUUACUGCAGAGAAAAUGUCAACAAUGACACCGUAUGUCUGCAUUGUCUCGAUAUCUAAAUCAACGUGUAAGAGCACAUUAGAAUGCAAUGAUGUGUAUACACACGGGUUUCCUCAAGAAUACUUUCUGAUUGGCAUUGAUCGUAGUGAGAAAUAUGCGUAUGGUUUUACGAGCUCGUUUGUUUUCAAAUUGAACAUUCAAAACAAUGAAAUCGUUUUGAACCGAACGACAAAUGAUACAUGGCCAUCGUUACAUUUUAUUCCACGUGCUCUCGAUAUCGCCGAUUCAUGGGCUAUGGUUGCUGGCUACGGCUAUGAGAAUUCGAUUGAAAAAGAUUAUCAUGAUCUUGGUUGUCUGAUUGAUCUUUCAGAGUUAAUAAAAUUGUCAUGUAUCUUGCUCAACACCGAAACAACGUAUAUCGUACCAUCGGAUGUUGUCACAUUCAAUGAACUGUAUGAAAUGUCAGUGUCCAUUCGCAAUCAAACCAUAUUGGUUGGUAUACAUCGCUUUGAGUCGGUUGUAGUCUUACAAAAGCACAACAUGUCACUGAGUAUUGUCAAUACACAUACAGUCCAUUUUUCGCACUCAUCGUCGUUUGGCCGCGGCGUUGCGUGGAUUGAUAAUCGAACUUUUGCUGUUCUGACGCACACAACUACUCUGCAAACGUGUGGAUCUCGAUCAAUGAUCUUCAUUUAUAAUGGCGAACUCGUUACGUCCACUUCAGCACUUCAUACUUUUCCCAAUAACCAACAAAUACUUGGAAGCCGACUGUCGAAUCCACAUUUUGUCCGGAUGACUAUCACACCAAAAGGAAAUAUGGUUGUACUAACCGAUCAUGCCGACAUUCUCAUGAUUCCGACUGCUCCGAUUGGUUACACAUCAGUAUGGAUCGACACAUCUGCUCUAAUUUACAGAUUUAGAUACGUCCCAAUGCCGUGUAUUGGAGGUACAUACAAGAAUCAUUCAGGAAUAGGCCCCUGUCGUAUUUGUCCUCCGCGAACACAAAAUCCAGGAAUUAGCGUCAAGCAAGAAAGUAUAUGCGUGCCAUGCUCGAAUUCAUUCUGUCCACUGGGUGCAUCCGCGGACAUCGAUUCGAGUAUAGCACCUUCGUAUAGUCAAGCCGUAGAUUAUCCUGAAACAGAUGAUACAACAGAUAUUGAAGAUAUUUUACUUCAGAACGUAUUUUACAUAGGUUCUGAAUUCCACUGUAUGAUCAUAUCACCGUUACUCUGGACAUUAAUCGUGGGCAUUUUGUGUUCGGUUAUCGGUCUUGCGAUGUGUCUUCUGAAACGAGAUCGGUAUCAUGAAUGGCGAUCCUAUCGAAAUCGUGCGAAAGUCAUUUUUAAACAUACAGACAUUAUUGGCGAAGGAGAAUUAUGGAUUGGCGGUUUAGCGACAUUUGCUGUUGUUGUUCUCGUCGCAUUUUCAUACUGGUUUUCAGCAGCAUUCAUUCAACGUUAUCCGAUCGAACGCAUAUCGGAAUCCGUUCUGUUUGCAUGCAAUCCAUCGUUAAUGAACGCAAAAUUUUCGAGCAGUCUACAGCUCCUUGCAUUGCCAAAAUCGAUUGAUUCACAAGCUAUCUUUAAUUUACUCAAUCAACAAAAAUUUCAGCUAACUCUCGAGCUAGUUAAUACUGGAUUUAUGUGUCGUAAUAUCAAAGCACAGGAGAAUUUCGUCGAUUCAAACUUUAUUCAUUUAUCAAUCGAAUGCACUCGACCGACCUCAAAUGCUACGACUUCAGUCUCAUUUCAAUUGCCAACACAUUCGUCGAAUGUUCAAAUUAAUAUGAGUGGACCACAUUGGAUUGGUGGUUUUCGUUUAUGCAUUCGUGGUGAUGGUGUAGUCGACGGAAGCAGUACACUGCGUUCACUCGAUUUCUGUCANGCAACAAUCCAUGUUCAAUAUACUUCUUAG
Molecule: messenger RNA, 2223 nt
Organism: Adineta ricciae
Lineage: Eukaryota; Metazoa; Rotifera; Eurotatoria; Adinetida; Adinetidae
Source: the annotation of a GenBank genome assembly